Messenger RNA from Plasmodium inui San Antonio 1, 453 nucleotides. RefSeq lists its product as hypothetical. Bases 1 to 453 code for a protein of 150 amino acids. The transcript is spliced from 2 exons. The record is from RefSeq and is a predicted model, not a curated record. Lineage: Eukaryota; Apicomplexa; Aconoidasida; Haemosporida; Plasmodiidae.
AUGUAUAUUUUACGAUUACUCUAUGUACAACUAAUACUAAAGUUCAUCGAAAGAAAUGGAUCACAAGAAAAGAAUCCGUACAAAUAUAUUCUCUACGGAAUACUGAGUAAUAUGAAACAGUCCGCCAAGGUACUGUCCGCAUCCUGUGAAAAAGUCAUUUCUUAUUAUUCUUCACUUGUUCAUUACGUAACUGAAUCUAUUUUUGUGGACAUUUUGAAGGACGAAAAAAGGAGUGAUGAGUUGUAUUAUAGAAUUGCCACCCUGCAGGGGCGGCGUACUUCUUGCCUCAUCAAGGAGUACAUGAAGGUUGUUGCCGCAUAUGAACAGAAUGAAUUCGGAAAUGAGGAAAGCGUCGACGUGCAAAUAUCCAUUUAUUUUAAUAAGAAGGUUUUAGAAAAUACACAGCACCAAUAUGCGCUGCGACACUCAUAUCACUUGUGUUUGUUCAUGUAG